UGGAUUGGUGGGCUACAGCAAACCUAAACUCUAAAAUAGGUGCCUAUCAAAGCAAGGAAACGAUUAGGAGAUUCAACUAAAAGCAGAAAACAACUGGGAGACGAGAUCUGGGAUUUUGUACAAAGCAAUUGUUCGAUUUUUCAGGGGUUUAGGGGAAAACUCAUAAGUAACCAGGCGUUAGCGGAGAUGUUCUCCCGCAGGAGCAGGUUUCUUUCGUUCCCUUUGGUGAUUGGAGCAGUAAUGGGAUACACGAAAUUUAUAUCCAUGAGAGAAGAAAGGGACAACGCGGAAAUGGAAAACAACAGGGAAGGAAUUCCCCAGGAACAUGAACCAACCAGCGUUGGAGUUGUUUCUGGGAAGGCAAUAUUUGGCCAACCACUUGAUGAGUACUGGAAAAAGAAGCUUCAAGAAGAGGCAGCAACUGCUGCUGCUGCUAAAGAGACCAACGAAAACUCGAGCAGUGAAUAACAGUUCUAACCAGUCUUCACCACCCUAUCACUUGCAUUUUCAUCUGUUCCCGUUUUUAUAUAGUAGGAGUGGGAAUCGUUCUCCAGACUGCUUGGUGAAGACAGGUUUGCACAGUUUCAUAUAGGCUCAUUGCUCCUCUCAUUAUUACAAUCUCUACUGCAGGCAGAGUUCCUAAGACCUUACUAGAUUUUCAUCUUUACGCUUCUCGUGUGAACUUUCGCACCUUUUCUUUUGCCUCCAUUUUCGUGGUCCAAGGGGCGGAGAUGUACAUGUAGACUUUAUACACUGCAAUCCCAUCGUUCAACCGAAGACAGUCAACUUGCACCCUAGUUUCUCUGCUAUCUUCCCUCUACGGCAAAAAGUGACGAUUACCUGCCAACUCUGAAGCAGAAUUGCUGUGUAACCGAUCUCUAUGGAGAUGUACAUGUCAAAGGAUAUUGUAAAAUAAGCUCAUCAACUCUUCUGAUGGAUAAAUCCCUGAAAUGGUUUUACUUUCUUCCCACCGUUGGUGCAUUGUUCUCGAAUCACUGAGAAUUCAGACAAUUGUUUUGUCAUUAAAUACUUGCUGAUGGGAUAGACCCAACUGCGGCUUUUAUUGAGCAUGUAGUUUCAGAACUUACCCUCUCUAAUGCUGCAGCUACUCGUCACCUUCCAACUGCUCCUGUGGCAUCCGGAUUUGGCUUUCUAUGGACAGGAAGCCAAAUGAGUAGCAGGCCUUCACUAUCUCAAACUGAUGCUCAUUCAAGAGGAUU
Messenger RNA from Linum tenue, 1220 nucleotides. Lineage: Eukaryota; Viridiplantae; Streptophyta; Magnoliopsida; Malpighiales; Linaceae. The record is from the annotation of a GenBank genome assembly.